GGAAGUACAAGUGCAGUGUCUGCUGCAAAGCUUUCACCUGUUCGUCACACAUGAGAAGUCACGAAAAGCUUCACUCUGGUGAAAAACCCCACAGGUGUGAUAUCUGUGGGUCAAAGUUCACCAAACGGUCCUCCCUUAAAAAGCACCUGAAAAGAACCCACAGCGUGCAGAAUACUCCAUCGUGCCUUGGACAAAGUCCAGUGGUGCAGAUACUCGAG
Messenger RNA from Lymnaea stagnalis (great pond snail), 218 nucleotides. The record is from the annotation of a GenBank genome assembly. Lineage: Eukaryota; Metazoa; Mollusca; Gastropoda; Lymnaeidae.